AUGAUGGUCCCGCCGCCCCCUCCCGCCGUGUCGGGCCCGCUGGCCAUGCUGGACCCCAUAGGACAGUUUGCAAAAAGGAAGAGGACUUCACUUUGGUUCACAGUCGCACUGCUGGUCGUGUCUGUCUUCAUACUGACCAUAGGUCUGGCAGCUACCACACGAACAGAAAAUGUUACUGUGGGAGGCUACUACCCAGGCAUUGUUCUUGGCUUUGGAUCUUUCCUAGGGAUUGUUGGCAUCUACCUGGUUGAGAACAGAAGACAAAUACUGGUGGCCUCCAUCGUGUUUAUCAGCUUUGGUGUGGUGGCAGCCUUCUGUUGUGCAAUAGUUGAUGGAGUGUUCGCAGCACGACAUAUAGAACCCAGACCUUUGUACAACAAAAGAUGCCAGUUUUAYUCGAGUGGAAUAGGAUUCCUAUAUGAUGCCUACCAGACUGAGGUGACAUGUCAUACCUUGAACAGCAAGUGCCAGCUGAAAGUGAAGAGUAACACGUGCUAUUGCUGUGAUCUGUACAACUGUGAGAAUUCAGACCAAUCCUCCAGCUACUAUGAAUUUCUCGGUGUGAGCAGCUGCCAGGAHGUGGUUCACCUGUACAGACUGCUGUGGUCCUCCACAGUCCUCAACAUCAUCGGCUUGUUUCUGGGGAUCAUCACAGCAGCCAUUCUUGGGGCCUUUAAAGACAUGGUGCCUCUGUCCCAAAUCGCUUUCAGUGCUGCACCUCCUCCUCAGAUCCUGUACAAUCCAGCYCAGCAGAUCCUGACAUACGCUGGGUUCUGCCCUUCUCCAGCAACGAUUUCUACAUAUCCAUCCUACCCGCUGCCUCUCCAGCCUGCCAGCAAUUUUCCAGGAACAUCAUCUACUGACAUUUCUUUAUCAGAAGAAACUCAGCCUCCAUCUCAGUCCAGCUCCAGCUAUGGCCUUCCCCCGAAUGCUCCAGCCCUCUAUACACCAACUUACUGCUUGCCUGGAGAAAAGCCCCCACCAUAUGCACCAUAGAAUAAAGAAUUCAUUUUAGUAGCUGGUAGACUUCUAUUUUGAUUUUAAGAAGCUUCUGGAAACUGUGCUGUGCAGGCACUAGGCUUCCCAAAGGAACCUUCCAGAGUGUGUUGCUGCCACUCCACUUUUACUCACAUCUCCCUGUGAGUGUGCAGAGCCCUGGCAGUGCAAGGGCAGGCACAUCACCACCCAGUUGUCUGCAGUCAGAUGUAGCAGAACUUUAUGGCUACCAUAACCUUGAGAUAUUUAAUUCUUGGUGCACUGCAGAAUAGAUUUUCUUCAAGAGGAAAAUGAAGAAAACACUCCAGAUAUUUGUUCUGCUUUCACAAACCAAUAUUGAGGAGUUUUAGCCUGUGUUGUCUGAGUGGGUAGCCAGGAGCUCUCCGAGUCAAUGAUUUUGGGUGGUAAGAGUUUGUUUGCUUGUAGUGUUURUUUAAUAACCCUGGUGGAAGUGUUGUACCAAUAAA
Molecule: messenger RNA, 1463 nt
Organism: Malurus melanocephalus (red-backed fairy wren)
Lineage: Eukaryota; Metazoa; Chordata; Aves; Passeriformes; Maluridae
Gene: TMEM255B
Product: transmembrane protein 255B
Exons: 9
Coding region: 1-996 (331 amino acids)
Source: RefSeq, a predicted model, not a curated record